AUGGAAACACUGGAGUCGGAGCUGACCUGCCCAAUCUGUCUGGAGCUCUUCGAGGACCCCUUGCUCUUGCCCUGCGCUCACAGCCUGUGCUUCAACUGUGCCCACCGUAUCCUGAUCUCCCAGUGCAGCCCCAACGAGCCUGUGCAGUCCAUCGGCGCCUUCCAGUGCCCAACCUGUCGCUAUGUCAUCACCCUCACCCAGAGGGGCCUAGAGGGACUGAAGCGUAACGUCACUUUGCAGAACAUCAUCGACCGAUUCCAGAAGGCUUCCGUAAGCGGGCCCAACUCUCCAAGCGAGACUCGCCGUGAGCGGGCCGCCCCGGACGGCACGGCCAUGACCUCCCCCAGCGAGACGGUGCAGUGCCAGUUCUGUGAGCAGGACCCUCCCCAGGAUGCCGUCAAGACCUGCGUCACCUGCGAGGUGUCCUACUGCGACGAGUGCUUGAAAGCCACCCACCCCAAUAAGAAGCCCUUCACCAGCCACCGUCUGAUCGAGCCCAUGCCGGACUGCCACCUCAAGGGACUCAUGUGUCUGGAGCACGAGGAAGAGAAGGUGAACAUGUACUGUGUCACAGAUGAACAGUUGAUCUGUGCCUUGUGCAAACUGAUUGGUCGGCAUCGGGACCACCAAGUAGCUGCCCUCAGUGACCGCUAUGAGAAACUCAAGGUAAGAGAUGGUCUGUGCUGUACUGUGCUACUCUGUACACAGCUUCAGGAAUGUCUGGGGAGUAUGGGAAGUGAGUGAUUGACUGUGAAGAGCUCACUAUGUGCAAUACUUUGUGUCCGCUGAGUGGAAUAAAUGUGCAGAUUAAAAAAUCAUAUUUGAUUCAAAUCAAGUUCAAAUUAUUUGAGUGUAUAUUAGAUAAACAAUAUUAUGCCUGAAUUGCCUGAGACAUCAGAUUCAAUAUCUGACCAUACUUUUAGUGUUUUGUUGAGAUUCACCACACACAUUUUCCGAGAUCACAGUUAAUUUUGUCAUUGCUUACUAUUUAGAAAUGCAAAAAAAUUAUGUGAUUGAUCAUUGUGUUGUUUUCCAAAUGUUGCCUCAUCCUAAAAAAUCUAUGUGACAUACUGCAGCGUGAGGAAAACACGUUGUUCCACAAUUCAUAGAGGCAUCAUGAUGAUGGCAUUUUAAAGAUUUAAACUUGAGGUAGUAUCAAAUAUUUCAAUAAAUAGUCUUUCUCCUAUUGAUAUCCUCUGUUAACCAAUGAGGAAUGUUUCCUCAGACUCAUGAGUAAAUCGGGAGUCAUUGUUGUUGGGAACGGUGCAGCACAAGAACAAUACAAUCAGGUCAACUGUGUUAUACUGUAUCUACUGAACUCUUGGCUUACGGAACGUCAAAACAAAGCUAACCGUAUUAGAAACAUGUCAAAUUGAAUUCCCCCAUUCAGUCAGAUUUCCCAAUAAUACAUCCGCAUUAAACACAUGUGAGGUCUGUUAAUAUUUCAAAGAGCAGGAGCAUUGGGAACAAGGAGUGAUCACAAACCAUGACACUCUUUCUUUUAGCAGCUUAAAUAGAACAUUUGCCACGUAAUUCCAACCAAUAAAAAAGAUAGCUUCCAGGGUUUCAGGUUAAGUAGAACUAACCUCUUUCCCUCCAUGUGUCCAUAUUAAUAUGGUAUCAUGAGAGGCUCUUAGCUGGAACACACAAAAAGGUGGCCACGCAUUCCUUGCACUUAAGACUUGAAUGAGCCCCUGUCAAAGCACUGACAUUUGGGCUUUGUGGGCAUGUAUUUUGCCAACACACCAUGGGACUCGAUCAUGGCUCCAGAAACCUCAUGGGAGCGAUUGAAUGCUUUAUUACCAGGCAGAACCAUGCAGCUGUGUAUUAUAGUUAGCCUUUCAUAUGGAAAUGUAACCCUCACAUUUGACAAGUUCUAUCAAGAGACGUAGCAAACAGGGCUGUGAUGUCAGCAGACCUCAACCCUUUACAUUCUGUUGAUCAACAUGCAUUGAAGUAUUUUAUCAUUGAAGUCAUUUUUUUUUAUAUUUACAAUUCAUCAAUACUUUUUUUUGUAGUUAACAUUUCCUACCCUUUUGUCUUUCAUGCACAGCACAGUAGCCGUAUCUAUUAUCGUUUAUCACAGUUGAUUGAUGGCCAAGUUAUGGUUUAUUUGAAUAUUUGCAUAAGGCAGUGUUUAGUCAAUGCCUUUAUUCAAGUAGAAGUCAGUGUAAUAAUGUAAUAAUGUGACUAGCUGAAGAGUUUCUAGGGACCACAUGGACACCAUUGCAUGGCUUUGAAAGACCACAGGACUUUUCACAAAUAUAUAAAAAUGUAACACUAUUUAUGCAAGAAUCACAAAAAGGGAUUUUGCGUUACAUAAUACGCACAGACUACUUUUUGCUUGGCCUUUCUCCAAAAACAAAGAGAAUGCCAAGCUUGGUCCUAGACUCCCAGUGAAACUGAGAUGCGGUAAUCUUAGAUUGCAGCACUAUGGCGAUCGAGGUCAGAGCAUCAGCGUUAACCAGUGUCUCCUGUGUUUGAUCAUGCUGUCAUUGUGCAGAGAACUCCAGGCCGCUAUCUCAGUGAGAGGAGUGAACAGGAGGAAGCAGACCAGGAGAUCUCUACGGUAUCUACCGCAUUAAUCCAACUCUACAUUCAGGGACAGGUCUACUAA
This is a messenger RNA of Coregonus sp. 'balchen', 2617 nucleotides long. The record is from the annotation of a GenBank genome assembly. NCBI's taxonomy places the organism in Eukaryota, Metazoa, Chordata, Actinopteri, Salmoniformes, Salmonidae.